Actinia tenebrosa (Australian red waratah sea anemone) is the source of this 2197-nucleotide messenger RNA. Its product is annotated as galanin receptor 2a. The record is from RefSeq and is a predicted model, not a curated record. Gene Ontology annotation, biological process: G protein-coupled receptor signaling pathway. Gene Ontology annotation, molecular function: G protein-coupled receptor activity. NCBI's taxonomy places the organism in Eukaryota, Metazoa, Cnidaria, Anthozoa, Actiniaria, Actiniidae. Gene Ontology annotation, cellular component: plasma membrane.
AUGGACAUAAAAAUUUGGUUAUUUUUUAAUGUAUUAUUCUUUUUCAUAACGUGUAAUUGUUCCGAGACACUCAAUUCUACUCAGAAUGUCAACGCAUCGAACAUUGCACAAGGAAAAGAUACUGAUUACAAGAAGGACAAACGUGCGUGGGACAUUGGCUUGACAAUAGGAUUCUCAACCGCAGCAAUCAUAUCAAUAGUCGGUAAUAGCAUAGUCAUCCAUGUGGUACGAACCACCCGCUCCAUGCAAACUUCAGUCAACCUCUACAUUGCCAACAUGGCGCUCUCCGACAUCAUUUCUACCGUUUUCUGUAUGCCACUAUCUCUGCAAAGUCUCUAUAGCUUUGAUUCCUGGCUUCAAGGCACAGUCGGUUUGAUUCUUUGUAAACUCGUUUAUAUCAUGUUUUACACAUCGUUCGCUUGUUCGACAUUUAAUCUUGUAGCAGUGGCUUUUGAUCGCUAUCUUGCAGUGAUCAAGCCUUUUUAUCGAUAUCCCGCUAUAGUUGUCAAGUGUAUCCUACCCUUUAUCUGGAUCACAAGCAUCGUAAUUUCACUACCAAUCGCCUCGUCCUACUCAAAUAAAUAUAAGCCAUUAAGGGAUGAAAAAUACACAAUAUGUCUUGAUUUGGAGCGUGACAAUGGUUAUGUAGUUGGCGUGACUAUCAUGACGUUACUUUGCUACGUGCUACCAUUGGCUAUAGCAUCGACACUCUACGCAAUGACUGGACGGAAGCUUUGCAAACGUUCUAAAAUGUCUAUCGCGUCACGCAGCGAUAGAACCAAAGAGCAGGCUCGUAGGACUGCUAUGAAAGCAACCAAGUUGAUGGUGACUGUGAUUGCGAUCUUUUCCUUAUGUUGGGCGCCAUUUUUUAUUUAUCACAUGGCGAAGGCCUGGUACGAGGGUAAUCUGAAUGAAGAACUGGAAUGGGUUUACCGACCAUUAUGUUUUCUAUUUGCAUCAAUUAAUGGAGUAAUAAACCCUUUGCUAUAUGGUUCAUUCAGUGGGAAUUUCCGUUAUGGGAUCAAGUCGAUUCUUUUGUGCGAUAGCAACAAAGUGCGUAGGAUCAACACUUUACCUCAAGCUCGACAAAACCACAUGAAAAUGGCUCAUAAACCAACUUAUUCUUGAAAAUACCACGUUAUUUCUUAAUUGCGCUUUGUGUUCCUUUUCUACUCAGUUUUUCCUGCUUGACGCCACAUCCUUUUUUGUUAAAAAUCUCUUGAGUUUGWGUCCUUGAUGCUGUGCAGUUUGUGUGCUCUAAGUAGAGUGAUGGUGUAAAUGUAUAUAAAACUAAAAAUAAAAUAUGUUAUAGUGUAUGGUAUAUACAAUAAUAAAACAACUCCGGCCAUUAGUGCCGUUAGUUAGACAUUUUGGGGAAGACAGUAAGAAAAUAGAAUAUCUCGAGAUAACUUUGGUUAUUAGCUUCUUCUUAUCGAUGGGGACACUUUGCACCAAUAAUAGAAAGCCUGAUUAUCAAGGCUUCGAGGAGGGGGACCUGUGGACAUACAAUCCAUGUAGUACUGUUUUGGAAAUCUUAAUAAUUAUUUUUUUCAAGAAACAUGCAUUUCAAGGCUUUAAAUUUAGCGAUGCUCUUGUAAUUCAUACCUCAAAUAAGCUCCCAACAUCUAUUUCGUGAUUAGUCGUUGAAGUCACCAACAAAGACAAUUUUUGCAUAUUUCAUCAUAUUACUGUUCAAUACAAUUUUAAUGCUGAUUUCAGGGUACGAUCGCGUCUUUUGUGUCUAGCGUGUACCUAUAGGAUGUAAAGUUUUCCCAUUUCACAGCAAAUGUCAUUAUUAGAAAUCAUUUCUUUGUUUAACUUGAACUGCUGUGCAUAAGAAAAGCUAAGAUACAUAAACAUGGAUACAACUGAAACAAAGAAUCUUAUUCUCGAGAGAAUUACAUGUGGUCUGAAAUGGUAAUGAUAAAAGGGUCUGAAAUGGGAAAACAUUUCCCCCAAGGCAAAGAGGUCUAUUGAGAUGGACAAUGAAAACUUCCAAAUAAGAGUUUCACGCCAUGUAAAAUUUAAAAAAAACAACAACCCCUCUGUCCAUCCAGUUGAUACCAGCUGGAGUAAAAAGGGACUGAUAAAAGGGUCUGAAAUGGGAAAACAUUUCCCCCAAGGUAAAGAGGUCUAUUGAGAUGGACAAUGAAAACUUCCAAAUAAGAGUUUCAUGACAUGUAAAAAGUAAAAAAAA